GAAGCUGUAAAGACGCAUCAUGAAAUCAAUUCUCGUGCUUGUAUCUAUCCUUCUGACAACGAGUACGACGGUAGUAUUCGGGAUUCCUCAUUUCCGUAAUCCUUUUGAAGCGGUAAAAGGAUGCCUGCUGUAUGAAAACGCACCCGGUUACAACGAAACGUUGGAGUAUUUGGCGACGGACAACUUCAAGCACGUGGGGCACACGCGCACCUCUAAGUAUAUUCGCGUGGGAAUGGUAGGUCAAACCGAUGGCAUCAUACGCUACGGAAAGUCACGCUUUCCCUACGGGGACGCUGUUCACGAAAUAUAUCUGGCCGGGGAGGAGGAUCAAGCUUCGGAAAUAAAUCGCCAUACGCGUACCAGCGAAAGUGAGUACAUUAACAAGCUUGUAAAGAAUCCGACCACACCGAACAUAUUGUCCAAAACGCGCCCGUUAAUGUUCCGGUUGGACGUGUUUGAUAACGGGAACGUUCAACUAACGAAGGAUGGCGAGAAGAGACCGUUCCUAGAGUUUAACGAUGGCAACACUAAGGAAGAUUUGGAUUAUAUAGCAUUUGCGCAGUGGAACCAUGAAGUGUUCUAUUUCUACGACUGUCCGUUGGAUAUUGAUACGUUCGACCUUGACGAUUCGGUGUUGCUGAAAUGUGAUUUGGCUUAAUUGACGAAACACUGUGUAGAUCUAGACUAGUGAAAGUGUUGGGAGUGGAGGGAAUGCUUAACAUUGUCUCGAUAGCUGCAAAUAAAUACAAAGUGUCUUCUGGUGU
This is a messenger RNA of Anopheles stephensi (Asian malaria mosquito), 764 nucleotides long. RefSeq lists its product as uncharacterized. The record is from RefSeq and is a predicted model, not a curated record. The transcript has 3 exons. Lineage: Eukaryota; Metazoa; Arthropoda; Insecta; Diptera; Culicidae. The coding region runs from base 20 to 658 and encodes 212 amino acids.